Molecule: messenger RNA, 7499 nt
Organism: Biomphalaria glabrata
Lineage: Eukaryota; Metazoa; Mollusca; Gastropoda; Planorbidae
Product: ATP synthase subunit C lysine N-methyltransferase-like
Exons: 5
Coding region: 231-896 (221 amino acids)
Biological process (GO): peptidyl-lysine trimethylation; regulation of mitochondrial ATP synthesis coupled proton transport; positive regulation of proton-transporting ATP synthase activity, rotational mechanism
Cellular component (GO): mitochondrion
Molecular function (GO): protein-lysine N-methyltransferase activity
Source: RefSeq, a predicted model, not a curated record
UAGAUUAAAUCCAAAAGUCGCUGUCUCAGUUACUGACUUAGUCACUACUGACAGUGACAGUACUGAGCUUUGUCUUGGGCUUGAGUUCUUCUUCAAGUUAUUGGCCUUGGCUUGGCAGUGGCAUCUUGAAUCUUCAUGAAUUUCAUGAUCUUGGUCCUUGGUCUUGAAAUUGGUGACACUUGUUACUCACUUGUACUUGCUUGUUGUGAGAAGCUGAUCAAGUAGUUAAAAUGAACACUUUAAAGAACAUUGACAUACCUAAUCAGGAAUGUGACUUCUGUAAAGAGUUAUCAGAGAUGGGUAAGGACUCAAAGUCACCAACGCUUAGCAGACGGGGAGCGAUCAUGUUAGGUGCAUCUGCUGCUGUCUUUGCUGGAAUAACCUCUGUCUUGGUUCCAUUCGUUUUUCCAGGUCUGCGCAGAAUUUCUUUGCCAUUUAUACCAGCAUCAUCUCAUCAGAUAAACAAUGUCAUGAAGGCUUUACGUGGUCGAACUGGAAAAUUAAUUGACAUUGGAAGCGGUGAUGGCCGUAUUACUUUAGCAGCUGCAAGAAACGGAUUUCAAGCUUAUGGUGUGGAGCUCAACAUUUGGCUUGUCCUUUGGUCACGAUGGACAGCAUGGCGGUCAGGACUUCAUAAACAGGCCAAGUUUUUUCGCAAAGAUUUGUGGAAGACUGAUUUGUCUAUCUAUCAGAAUGUUGUCAUCUUUGGUGUGGAGAGUAUGAUGAAACCAUUGGAAGAUAAAUUGGAUCAGGAAAUGCUGCCAGGAACUCAUAUUGUUGCUUGUCGCUUUCCACUGCCAUCCUGGCAACCUGUUCUUGUCUGUGGUGAAGGCAUUGACUCAGUUUGGUUGUAUGUGGUUCCCCAACAGUACUUAAAUAUAGACACUAGAUCUUGAGAAUAAUUAACCUAGUUACCUUAUUGUCUUUCAAUGUUUUCCACAAUAGUCACCAAUCAGUACUUAAUUUGGCAGCAACAGUUUAUAAUUGUUUUCAAAGAUUUGAAGAUUUGUGGAUGAAAUUCAGAAUGGCACAGCUAAAUACUGUAAAGUUCCUGCUAAACAGUCCUUGGUAUGUUUAAAUUUAACAUAUCUGUUAUGUUCUAUGAAAUUUUGAAAAAUACAAUUGAAUGAGAAAUGAUGCUGUUUUUAGUAUCAAGAGUGCAGAAUGAUGAGAUCACUAAAAGUUAAGUUAUAGCUUUUUGAGAUGUAAAGGUCAAUGUUAUGUUAGGUUUUUCCUAUUUUUGUGGCUGAUGAAUAAUAGAAAUUUAAUACAGCUAAUGAAUAAUGGAAUAAUGAAAUGUUGCAACCUAUUACCUUCAAAUGCAGAAUUUAAGGUUGUACACAUAUUAAGUUGGACUUAAAGGCACUAUAAAAUCCAGAAUAUCAAUCUCAGCACUCCAUCACAUCUGGAGUUUAAAUCUCAAGUCUCCACAUAGAUCUGAACUUGAAUUCUUCACUCUCCCUAAAGGGGGAUAAUUUACAAUAAAGCAUUCAAACCAUCCAGUGCUUGGAUUCUGUUAUGGAUAAUACAGUGGAAUUGAGAAACUUUCAACUACAUAGAUCAAGUUCCGCUCAAUUCUAAUUUUCAUCAUAGUUUGCUUUGAUUUCCAUGUUAUAAUUGGAUUUAUAAAAAAUGGUAGAUUUGCGUCAGCUCCUUGCCUGUUCUUGGUGAUUCAAAUAAAAUUAAUACUCUGUAUGGUUCUAUAUCCUUACGUUACUUCUAUUGCAAAAAGUCAAUGUUUAAUUCUUCAAAGUGCUACUAUAGAUCUGGCAGGUUGCUCAUAGUGAUGGACUUCUGACACCUCUCUCUCUCUUCCCUCCUCCCCCUUUACUCUCUUACACCAGACGCACUGUGUUGUAAUCACUAUCACAUGCUAUAUGUGAUGGAUUCAAAAUGGUUUCUGUCACAGCUUUCCUAUUUAUAUAACUCUAUCUACUUAUAACUCGAUAGAAUCUACCUUAGGUCUCGAUAGUCUAGGUGUCUCUGGUUCAGUUCUAGUUAACGAAAUUUCGUUGUAUCGUUGUUCUGCUGAAGACAACUUUCUACUGACGUACAUAACGGGAUGUAGAAUGCCCUGUGAUUCCUGUGAUAGGCAUCCCCCGAUAGCAACAGCAGAGGCAUCAGUAGCUAGUAUAAAUUCCUUCUGACAGUCAGGUAGACACAGGAUCGGUUCUUCAGCAAAUGCCUUCUUUAUCUUCUGCAGCGAUACUUCACAGUCAUGUGACCAUCUGAUCACAUUGGGCGCUCCCUUUCUGGUCAGGUUUGUGAGUGGCUCAGUCAUCUCUGCAAAAUCUGCUAUAAACCUUCAAUAGAAGUUGCAGAGUCCCAAUAAACUACGGACAUGUCUCUUGGUUGUUGGCUGACGAAGAUUCAUAAUCAGUUGUCGCAGUUCAGGUUGUGGUUUCAGUGAGUGUUUUCCAAUUACAUAUCCUAGAAAUGAAAUGUUCUUGCAACCAAUCUCCACUUUAGAUGGUUUCACGGUUAAACCAUUUCUCCUCAAUGUAUCUAGAACCAUUUCUAGAUGUUGUAGGUGAUGUGACCAAGUAAUGUCAUGAAGGCAGAUGUCGUCUAGGUAGCACAGUACAUGGGGUAGAUUAGACAACACCUUUCUCAUCAUUCUGCUGAACGUUGCUGGUGCGUUGACCAGCCCGAAACUCAUGACAUUAAAUUGGAAUAAACCAAAAGGACUACUAAACGCUGUAAGUGGUUUAGCUUUAUCUACCAAAGGUAUCUGCCAAUACCCACGGGUCAGGUCUAGCUUUGUAAAAAUUGUUGCGUCUGCCAUUUGAGGUAACAAGUCUUCAGGAUUGGGUAAUGGUUUCGAAUCAAGCACAGUAAUUUUGUUAAGCUUCCUAUAGUCAACACAUAUUCUUACUGCGCCUGAUUUUUUUCUAACCACCACCAUAGGUGCUGUGUAUGGUGACUCUGUUAGUGAUAUAAUAUCUAAUUUCAGCAUCAAUUGAAUCUCUUCUUCCACUUCCUUCAUAUAUCCUAAAGGUACUGGAUACGGUUUCUGUUUCACUGGUUCAGGGUCUUUGAGAAUGAUGUCGUGUUUAAUUGCUGCAGUUCUCCCUGGUACAUCGGUCAAUAUAUCAUCUUAUCUAGCCAGUACUUCUUUCACUUGCUUCGUUUGCUCUACUGAUAGUGACUCUUCAAUUUUGCAAUCUGUCCAAGUUUCUGAUUGCUUUAAAGUUAAUACAGAUAGUAAUGAACCAGUCAAUUCAUUUUCGUCUUUCUCUGGUUCAUUAACUAUCGCACAACUGGAACGAACUACUUCAUCAGUGUUAGUAUUACUUUCCUGUGACUUUCCACUAAACUCUCUUAACGUGUUGAUGUGAAAUUUGGUAAUCUACUGCAGUUAUUUUCUUGACUACUUGAAAUGGUCCUUGCCACUGAACAAUCAGUUUACUGUCUUUCCUUGGUAGUAGUACAUACACAAGGCUUCCUCCUUGAAGUUUUCUUAGAGUUUUAUUUCUGUUAACAAUGGUUCUGUGUCGUGCUGUGACUCUAAUGCUUGCUUUGCCAGUUGACAUGUUGUUACCACUUUCUCUCUGAGCUCGACGACAUGUUGAUAGCUGGUUCUAGAUUCAUUAUCAAUAUUUUCUUUUGUCAACAAAUCUUUCCCCUUGUAGUGUACAUGGAUUAUUAAUGACGUGUAUGACAGCAUUAUUUGUAUAAAGUUAACAAGGUUUGAGGAGUAUUGUUGAUGGUGUUCAUAUCUAUGUACAUAACGUUUUAAUUUGAAUAAAGUUAACUAUAUAUCUAUCUGCAUUUAGCUUAAAUUAAGUUUAUAAUGUUAUUGGCUGCCUGGUUGUGUGCAAUGCACUUCAGACUGUUGUCACAAUAGUUUGAUCCUAGUCUGCUUCUAUCCCCAGUUGUCCUGCAGGAGGCUUGGCUAGUAUAUAAUCAUUUUCAUCUCUUAAGGAACUUUAUAAAACUUAUCUUUUUUUGUCAGGGUGCUCUUAAACAUGCUAGGCCCCCUGACAUUCUAGUGUAUACUUUCAUGCCUAAUUGUUAAUAAUUGACAAGCUGAUAACAAGUUCAAUAUAACAUUUUAUAUUAUGAAUUAAAUACAUUGUGUGAUGCAAAUAUAUUACAGCAGAUGUAGAAAUUAACAAUGAAUCACUAUAUAGAAAAUACUUUUAACCAUUGAGUGCGCUUGCAAUGGCAUCUUUCACAGGGUAGUACGGCCAAUACGAUCCCCAUUCUUUCAUUAUGCUGUAAUGUCUCAGAUAAACCACAACUAGCGGCAUCUUGCUCCAUUACAAGCCCAAACGUCAGCCCCAUCAAUAGCUCCUUGUAGAGAUGCUAAAGACAAUGUCCUUGCAAUACUUCUUUACAAAACUAUAGCAAGGGAAACAACUGCGAGAUUGUAGCAAAAAUUCACAUAUUUACCCUACAAGAGGAAACAAACUGUCACACCAAAAUGUGCCAAGUAAAAGAAAACCUAACAUCCAUCAUAAUAAGAAAAAGGCCCAACCAAACAAAAAGCAAUGUAGCACAAAGCUUAUGCACACAAACAUAAUUGGUGCAAGAAAAAUACAUGUUAUACACCACCAACAAUGUGUGCAUCAUUUAAUCUGAAUUAUCAAUUAUGUAAGUAAAAUUUAUAUCUAUGUGGUAUUUUGUAUCUCAUGAGAUGAUCUUUAGCCUAGCCAAAUCUCGUGUAUCUCAGUGUGCCAAUGCUUGUCACACAUGCUUGAUAAGUUGUACAUUUAAAAUCACAAGAUUGUGUAAUGUUAUCAGCUUUUCUUUCUUUCUGUUUUAUCUAUGUGCAAACCAUUUACAUUGAAAAAAAGUUAAAAAUGUUUAUAUCUAUGUGCAUGCUAAUUAGUUGGAAAUAGUCUAAUUCAUUAUUUGAAUGAUGUUUGGAUAUUAUUAUUAUUUAGUCUUAUAUUGUUUAAAUGUGUCAUUGAAGCUCUUACUGUCUUAUGGAGGAAUACUGCUAGUGUAGAUAAAAGGGAGGGUUGUUUUAAAACAUAUCUAAAUUUACUCUGCUGUGAAAAUGAGUGGUGAAAGAUACCAAGGAUGGUCUGUUUUUAUCAUGUUCUUCAUCAGGUUUGAAAACAAUAAAUGUCUGCAUUCAAUGAUCACAUAAGUAACUGUUGUAGGCAGACAUAGUUCUGCUGUUAAAGGUUGUUAAAGUAGUGGUACCUGUAAUAGCAAUUCAAGAUAGACAUAACUCUGGCAGCUAUUAAAAAUAGAUACACAGUUUUACAUUUGGAAAGCUUACUAUAAUACAGUAUGACUGCAAUCCUCAAAGUGAGACUUCACUAAGUAAUACUGAAAGAGUUACUGUCCGAGUUUACCUUUUUUUAAAUGUUUACAAUUAGGAAUAAAACUAUUAAGCUGGAAUGUUUUAAAAGACCACUCACUAAAUUCUCUGGUAAAGUUAUAUAGACUGUACAGCGAGAAGGACAGUUUUUUUUUUGUCACAGAACCAAAUGAAAACAAACAUUUCAUAUGUAUUUAUUUCUCACAUGAUUGUUUCUGCUGACUUUUUCUAAUCUUACCUGUUCUAGAAAUGUUUUUUUUUCUUUGAAAAAAAAAACAAAUUGCAUUUCUGCUGUAAACAGUUUCCUCUUCAUGAAAGAAAAAGCAGAAAACAUUUUUUUAAGCUGUAGUGUGUUGUUAAUUUAUUUUGAAAGAUCAAGAUUUCUCAAGGCUAGCACAAGAGUAGAAAGAUUUACCUGCUCUUGAAUUAUUGUCUUACAGUAAUGCUAUCUUUAGACUCAAUUUUUUCUUUCUUCUUAUUCUGGUGGUUUAUAAUGUUUGUUUUAGCUAGUUUGGCAUUUUGUUGUUUGUUUUUUAAAUAUGUUUGUGUGCUGUGUAAAGUGUUCUAAAUGUGUGACUGAGUUGCUAAUGAAAUGGUUCUUUGUUUCUUUAAUCCUACUAUAUGCUGUUUCAUGUAGGAAAGAUUUAACAUCAUUUUUUUGUUUCAAAGAAAAUCUGAAUUAUACUUAGUACUAGCAAUACCUAACUCUCUUAUUCUCUAUCUUGUUAUUAGAGCACAAGAAAAUAUAAACAUUAAAAAGAAAGCUUAUAUUAAGCAUUGUUGUAUCAAUUAGUUUGGAUCUGUCAUGUGAUUAAAUUUGUAAUAGAUCUAGACCAGUGUUUCUCAAACUUUUGAGUAAAGUGUACCUUUUUAUUAUGUUUGUAAUGCUGAGUAGCUACCCCUGGCCUUGUAUCUAGGGUUAGGGUAAACAAUGUAAUAUCAAAUGCAUGCAUAGUUAACACAGGGGCGCCCCAAGGGGCCGUGACAUCGCCAUUGUGGUUCAUUUUGUACACCAGUGAUUUUCAAUCGGAAAGUCCUUUUUGCUCCUUCACAAAAUUCGCUGAUGAUGCGGCUCUUCUUGCCCUGCUCACAGAGAGCUCAGACGUAAAUGAGUAUUUCAGAGAAAUAGAACACAUUGAAAAAUACUGUAAAGAUAAUUUUUUUAUUAUUAAAUGUAAAAAAAAACAACAAAGAAAAGAUAAUCGAUUUUUUCGUAGGGAAAAGAAGGAAAAUGAUAGUUUCUGUAGGUAGAGGGACCCCAUUGAAAUAGUGCAAACUUUUAAAUACCUUGGUACUAUCCUAGACAAUAAACUAAAUUUUACUGCAAAUACUGAUUAUAUCAGCAAAUAAGGACAGCAAAGAUUUCGAGUACUGAGAAAACUGUCCUCGUUUAAUGUUAGUGAAAAGGCCUUGGCUAUGUUUUAUCCACGCUCACAUCUGCAAUAUUUUAAGUUUUAAUUUCACUGCCUGGUAUGGCAAUCUGAGCAAUAAAAAUAGAAUCCAAAAUGCUGCUGGUAAAGUCAUUGGCAAAAAACAAACCUCAUUUGGGCAGCUGUUUGAGACACAUCCAUAAAAAAGCUAAAAAGAUUCUAGAAAUAAAAAAUCAGCCUUUGGGUCAGGAUUUUAUGAUUGUCACAAAAGAGAUGCAAGACACCGAUAGCAAAGACAAACGGACACAAACACUUUUUUGUUGCCCUGGCAAUUAAGUCAUUAAAUAGAAACAAUCUGAUGUAAACUUUUCACAUCUAAAUUAUGAGUGAGUCUGGUGUGAAUGUACAUUUGUUUUUUAAUUAGUUUUUUUCUAGUUACAAUGUUUUGUUUGGUUUAAUCCACAAAUUGUAAGACAAAUUUCCUUACAGACAAUAAAGAUUAUAAAUGGAUAUAAAACAGCCUAGUUAAUGAGGUGCAACUCGUACCCUCCCAAAGUCUUCCCGUACCCCUGGAGGUACACGUAACCCACUUUUGGAAACACUGAUCUAGACUAACAAUAAUAAGCCAAUGCAAUUAGAAAUAUUUUUACCAAUUGUUUCUGUUUAUCUUUAUAUGAAGAGAUUUUUUUUUUAUUCAUAUGCAUUAAGUUGAAAAGACACUUUUUCUUUAGGUACUGGCACACUUACCGGUAGGCCUAUUAUAGUUUUGGAAGAUUUGUAAUCAGACGAAGUGCAGAAUUAUUCCCCUUAAUCAGCUCUAGCUUCUUUGACAUAUAAUAUAUCUUUGUAAUAUU